Messenger RNA from Polypterus senegalus (gray bichir), 745 nucleotides. Its product is annotated as DUF4748 domain-containing protein. The transcript is spliced from 3 exons. The record is from RefSeq and is a predicted model, not a curated record. The coding region runs from base 51 to 464 and encodes 137 amino acids. NCBI's taxonomy places the organism in Eukaryota, Metazoa, Chordata, Cladistia, Polypteriformes, Polypteridae.
GCUGCUCGUGUGCCGCCAGGGAUUGUGGGAGUGCCUCCGCGUGAGUAGACAUGGCUACACUGUGUCGGCUUCCUGUUGUGAGCUUACUUGGCUUGAAAGGGCUGUGGAACAGAAGCUUCAAUAUAGCCCACAGAACUUCAAGUUCAAGUAACGCUUCUCAACAGUUAAAAUCUUUCCACUGUUCUCAUGGAGGUGUUCGAGCAGAAGCAGGACAAUCAUUACCAGAAGGACCAGAGUAUAUACCUAAAAGGAAAGCCAAAAACCCAAUGAGAAAAGUCACCCUGGCCUGGAUUAUCGGAUUUCCUUCUGGAAUUAUUGGAUUUUUGUUAGCAAAGCGUCAAGUAGAUAAAAAUCGUGCAGAGCAGCUGAAAAUACGACAGCGGAUGAAGAAGGCCAAUGAAGGCUUGUAUAAUCCUAACCAGUACAGGACACCCUUACAGAGUGAGCGGCCCACUGGACCUUGAGCAUAUCCUGGAGACCCUGCUGAACUUCAUGACUUUUCCUAAGAUAACUCUCCUGGUACACAGCUAAGGUAUUAAAAUACAGUGAAUCAAGUCAAGGCUUUUGUUGAUGUCCCAUAAAUCUCUCAUGCAUUUUGUUGGAAUGUGCAACUGGCAGUAAAGUCCGCAUUUAAACAUGCAAUCUGAAAUGUCAGUGAAAGUGUUUUGAAAUGUUUUUAUAUGUUACACUAAGGGUGUGCUUGGGUGACCAAAAUGUCUUCCAAUAAAACAUUUUUCCCAUUGGA